Tyto alba (common barn owl) is the source of this 2104-nucleotide messenger RNA. It is a transcript of the gene SLC39A5, whose product is annotated as solute carrier family 39 member 5. The transcript has 10 exons. The record is from RefSeq and is a predicted model, not a curated record. Gene Ontology annotation, biological process: intracellular zinc ion homeostasis; zinc ion import across plasma membrane; BMP signaling pathway. Gene Ontology annotation, cellular component: membrane. Gene Ontology annotation, molecular function: zinc ion transmembrane transporter activity. Lineage: Eukaryota; Metazoa; Chordata; Aves; Strigiformes; Tytonidae. Bases 1 to 1662 code for a protein of 553 amino acids.
AUGGGCCCCCGUGGGCUCCUCCUGGGCAUCCUGGGGCUGCUGGCUCUGGGGGCCGGGGGGGGGCCGCUGCCCGAGGACGCGGCGCAGGAGCACGGCUACUACCUGCAGCAGCUUUUCGGGCUGUACGGGGCCAACGGGACGCUGCCCUUCGAGGGGCUGGCGCGGCUGCUGGGCAGCCUGGGGCUGGGCCGCGUGCGCGUGGUGCGGGUCCAGCACGAGGAGCUGGGCCACGGCCACGUCACCCACCUCGACCUGCUCGAGGUCCAGGACGAGAAGCACCGGCACCGCCACCCAGCCUGGGAGCACGGCCCCCCCCCCGGCACCCGCCACCCCGACGCCCAGAACUCCCAGACAAAAAGCUGGAUGAAGACAGCGCCUGCUGAGCCCCCCGGGGCUGGGGUCACCCCUGGGAGCCGUGGAGGGGCCCCCCUGCCCCCCCGGAGGGACCAGCCCAGCCUGAGCCUGUUGGGGAGGGUGCUGGGCUUGGAGCACUCCAGCGCCGACCACCCGCACGACGAUUGCCUCAAUGUCACCCAGCUGCUGGUGAAUUUUGGGCUGGCGUCGGUGUCCCAGCUGACACCGGAGCAGUUCACCCUCCUCUGCCCGGCCCUGCUCUACCAGAUCGACAGCCGCGUCUGCAUCCAGCACAGCGAUGAGGUGACGCUGCCUCCCCCGGGGGGGGGCCUGUGGCCAGCGCUGGGCUGGGGGCUCCUGGCCGUCGCCUUCAUCAGCCUGCCCUCCGCCCUGGCCGUCGUCCUCGUCCCGCUGCUGAGCCGCAGCUUCUUCCGCUCGCUGCUGGCCUUCCUGGUGGCACUGGCCGUGGGGACGCUCUGCGGGGACGCUCUGCUCCACCUCUGGCCCCACGCCCAGGGGAUGCACCAGGAGAUGCCGGCGGAGCCGGGGGCCGCGGUGCUUCAGGGGCUGACGGUGCUGGGGGGCAUCUACCUGCUCUUCCUGGUGGAGCUGCUCCUGGGGAUGCUGCGGCGGAGCCGGGAUGCCACGAGACACUCCCCUGGAGAGACCCUCGACGUGGCCACCGGGGUCCCGGCACCGUCACAAGGGGGGGCUGAGCUGCGACACCUGACAGCACCAGAGCCAGAGCUGGAGCUCAAGCCCCACGGACACCCCCACGGACACUCCCACGGCCCCACGCUGCCCCCCAGCCCCAGGGCCACCGACAUCAUCUGGAUGGUGGUGCUGGGGGAUGGGAUCCACAACCUGACGGACGGACUGGCCAUCGGUGCCGCCUUCUCCCACGGCCUCUCCAGCGGCCUCAGCACCGCGCUGGCCGUGCUCUGCCACGAGCUGCCCCACGAGCUGGGCGACCUGGCGGUGCUGCUGCGGGCGGGCACGGCCCCCCGCACCAUCCUGCUCCUCAACCUGCUCUCGGCCGGGCUCUCCUGCCUGGGGGCGGCGGCGGGGGCAGCCGUGGGGCAGAGCGCGUCCCACCUCACCCCCUGGAUCCUCACCACCACCGCCGGCAUCUUCCUCUACGUGGCCCUGGCCGACAUGCUCCCCGAGGUGCUGCGGGGCGCCGAGGGCCCCGGCGAGGGCACCUGGGGCCGAUUCCUCCUGCAGAACGUGGGGUUCCUGCUGGGCAGCAGCAUCAUGCUGGGCAUCGCCCUCGCCGAGGGACACGUCCGCGCCUGGCUGCAGCUCUGAGCGGCCCUGGGGGGGUCGGCCCCGCUCGCCCCCGACACCGCCCGGAGCGGGGAACCGUGGCCAGAGCCAGCAGGAAGGAUGGCAGGAUGGGGGGAGCCCCAAACGUGCCCCCAGGAUUAGACUUUCUCCCUUUCUGCGAGACCCUCAGCAGCAUCCGCCGUCCCCAGGGGUCUCUGUGGCUCAGCCCUGCGCAGCCCCCCCCAGCCCUGUGGGGAGGGGAUGUGGGGUCCCCUCGCACCCUGUGUCCUCUCUGGGGGGGGCCCGGGGCACCCAGUGCUCCCCAGGGUGAGAGGGCAGUGGGGUGCUCUCACCGCCGGCUCCGGGGGCGAGGUCGAGCACAUUUCCCUGUCCCGCUCCCCCUGGACCAGCCUUUAGCACAGAAAGGACGACAGGACAUAGAAGCAAUAGCAUUUUAAUAAACAUAAUUGAUUCAAAGCCACAA